Colias croceus (clouded yellow) is the source of this 699-nucleotide messenger RNA. Its product is annotated as myophilin-like. Bases 66 to 629 code for a protein of 187 amino acids. NCBI's taxonomy places the organism in Eukaryota, Metazoa, Arthropoda, Insecta, Lepidoptera, Pieridae. Gene Ontology annotation, molecular function: protein binding. The record is from RefSeq and is a predicted model, not a curated record. The transcript has a single exon.
GAUACCAAAUUGCUUAUCACAAGGAGCUCAGUGUCUACGCGUCCGUAAUCCUGUCAACACAAAACAUGGCUGAACUCCGCGCAGGGAAAGCCGGCAUCAACGCUGAGGCUCAAGCCAGGAUCAACAGCAAGUAUAACAACGACAUCGCCUUCGAAACACUCGAAUGGGUCAAGACAGUCACAGGUGAGAACAUCAACACCUCCGGCGAUGCCGAUAAUCUUUAUGAAAUACUCAAGGAUGGAACUCUGCUCUGCAAGCUAGUCAACAAAUUCCAGGACGGUAUCGUCAAGAAAAUCAACCAAUCGUCCAUGGCUUUCAAAUGCAUGGAGAACAUCAAUGCAUUCUUGGAAGCUGCAGUCAAAUUGGGAGUACCCCCCCAAGAAACCUUCCAGACGAUCGACCUUUGGGAGAAACAAAACUUAUAUUCAGUCAUCAUUUGUCUGCAAUCGCUAGGAAGGAAAGCAGGAAAUUAUGGUUUGCCAGCCUUCGGACCUAAAGAAGCUGACAAGAAUAUUCGAGAGUUCAGUGAAGAACAGCUGAAAGCUGGCCAAAAUGUCAUUUCUCUGCAAUAUGGGACAAACAAAGGACAGCAAUCGGGUAUUUCGUUCGGCAAUAGACGCCAAAUGUAAAAAUAUUGUAUAAUCUAAGAAACUUUUGUAUUUUAAUAAAAUAAACCAUUUUAUAUUUUUUAUAAAUGUA